Acanthosepion pharaonis is the source of this 1374-nucleotide messenger RNA. NCBI's taxonomy places the organism in Eukaryota, Metazoa, Mollusca, Cephalopoda, Sepiida, Sepiidae. The record is from the annotation of a GenBank genome assembly.
AUGAUUACCAGUUUGCAUUAUAAUAUAAAUACAUCCUUACUCUCUUUACCCCUCCCCCCUUUCCGGGGGCCCAGAGCAACAUGGGCUUCGAUGGUGGGGACGGGAUAUGUGUUUAGACGGAGACAAUUCGACGACGAACAGAAAUUUCUGUUGGUUUAUCGCUUGAUUCAUUUUCGUCCCGUCGUGUCCACCCACCCCUUAUUCCAUCCCCCCCCUUCCGCCAUUCUCUCUCUCUCUCUCUCUCUCUCGGCAGUUCUGCCUCUUUUUCUUCCCUUUUUCUUUUUUGUUUUUUUUUUUUUUUUUUCUUUUUUUUUUUUCUUUUUAUUUUCUUUUUUUUUUUUUUUUUUUUUUAUCUUUCUGUGUCAGUGCCUCUGCUUAUCACUUCCUUGUUUAGCCGUCAUCUCCUUUCCUUUCAUUUCUUGCUUGCUCCUCCACUCUGAACCGUUAUUGUCUUUCUCUUCCUCAUCGCUCUGCCAUCACGGUCCACUUUCUUCUCUCUCCUCCCUUUCCUCGCUUUGUCGUUAUCGUCUUUCUUCUUUUCCUCCUCCUCCUCACUUAACUGUCAUUGUUUUAUGUUUUUCUCUUCCUCCCCCUUCCUUACUCAGCCAUUAUCAUCUUUCUUCUCUUCCUCCUCCUUACUUGACUCCAUCAUUGUCUUAUCUUCCUCCCCCUCCUCACUCGGUCGUUGUCAUUUUUCUCUUCCUCCCCCUCCUCACUCGGUCGUUGUCACCUUCUCUUCCUCCCCCUCCUCCUCACUCGGCUGUCGUAGCCGUCUUCUCUUCCUCCCCUCCUCCUCACUCGGCUGUCGUAGCCCCGUCUUCUCUUCCUCCCCCUCCUCCUCACUCGGCUGUCGUAGCCGUCUUCUCUUCCUCCCCCUCCUCCUCACUCGGCUGUCGUAGUCGUCUUCUCUUCCUCCCCCUCCUCACUCGCUUCCCUCUCUCUCUAAUCCAUCCUUUCUCUAUUCAUUGCUUUAAUCAGGCUCCUUCACACCUUACUCUCCUUAAUUUUCUCAGGAUCCUUUGCACCUUACUCUUCUUAAUUUCACUUUUUGAUUUUAUUUCUUUUAUUGAUUUCCUUGUCCCUAAUUUCUCCAUGCUUCCUUCUUCUCUAUGCUCCCCCUCUUUAUGCACCCCAUUUUUCUCUAUGCCUCCUCUUUCUCCUUUAUUCUCUGUGCCCCCCUUUCUCCUUUAUUCUCUGUGCCCACCUUUCUCCUUUAUUCUCUGUGCCCCUUUCUCCUUUAUUCUCUGUGACCCUUCUCCUUUAUUCUCUGUGACCCCCUUCUCCUUUAUUCUCUGUGCCCCCCUUUCUCCUUUAUUCUCUGUGACCCCCUUCUCCUUUAUUCUCUGUGACCCCCUUCUCCUUUACUCUCUGUGA